Molecule: messenger RNA, 1714 nt
Organism: Prosopis cineraria
Lineage: Eukaryota; Viridiplantae; Streptophyta; Magnoliopsida; Fabales; Fabaceae
Product: myb-related protein 2-like
Exons: 7
Coding region: 156-1388 (410 amino acids)
Molecular function (GO): DNA binding; DNA-binding transcription factor activity
Source: RefSeq, a predicted model, not a curated record
AGAGAAGAAACUAGACAAGCAUCAGAAGUUGUCAGCAGAAGUUUAGGUCAUCAUUAUUAGGGCGAGUAAUAAUACCUGAAACUAGAGCAUUAAUUACCAAGUUCCACCUUUCAGAGGUACCAAGGAGCUCCGGACAAUAGAGGCCAGCAGGUGGGAUGUAUCAUAAUCACCCGAAUCACGCAAAGAACAUCCAUUCUUCUUCUUCCAGAAUGCCAAUCCCUUCCGAGAGGCAUUUGUUCCUUCAAAGUGGAAAUGGGUCUGGAGAUUCUGGACUUGUACUUUCAACUGAUCCUAAACCCAGGUUGAAAUGGACGCCAGAUCUCCAUGCCCGAUUUAUUGAAGCAGUCAACCAGCUUGGCGGAGCUGAAAAAGCAACUCCAAAAACAGUAAUGAAACUCAUGGGGAUUCCGGGGCUUACUUUAUAUCAUCUUAAGAGCCAUCUUCAGAAGUACAGACUGAGCAAGAAUCUUCAUGGUCAAAGUAGCAAUGUAACACACAAAAUCGCACCUAGUGCAAGUGCCGUCAGCGGAGAAAGACUUUCUGAAGCAAAUGGAACACACGAUCAUAUGAGCAAUCUAACGCUAGGGCCGCAGGCAAACAAAGAUUUACAUAUAAGCGAAGCGUUGCAGAUGCAGAUUGAGGUGCAGAGAAGGCUAAAUGAACAACUUGAGGUACAGAGACACUUGCAGCUCCGAAUAGAGGCUCAAGGGAAAUACCUGCAGGCUGUGCUUGAAAAGGCUCAGGAGACGCUUGGCAGACAGAAUUUAGGAAUAGUGGGUCUUGAAGCUGCGAAAGUUCAACUCUCAGAACUGGUGUCCAAAGUAUCAUCUCGAUGUCUGAGUUCUGCUUUCUCAGAGCUGAAGGAAUUAAAUGCAUUUUGCCCCCAGAUAAACACGCGAACCAACCAACCCACUGCCUGCUCAAUGGACAGCAGCCUCACAUCCUGCGAGGGGUCUCAAAGGGAGCAAGAGAUGCCAAAUGUUGGUAUGUGCUUGACGAGACCUUUUAAGGGCCACACCUUCAUGGAACCAAAAGACGCCGCUGAGGCGAAAAGGAAUAAUAAUUUUCUUAACCCUUUGGGCAAGAAUGUAUCAGAAAGAAGUACUGGCAACUUAACAAUGAGCAUUAGGGUUGAAGGAGAAACAAGGAAUGGCAGCAGCAUCUAUGAUGAGAGAAUCAUAAUGGGGAGAGAACCAGAUAGUGAGCUCCAGCACCGAAGCACCAAUAAUAGAACAGAAGGGAUGAAAUUAGCAGUGGACGAAAAAGUUUCCGGAGAUUAUAGAUUGCCGUACUUUGCUGCGCCAAGACUAGACCUUAACACCCACCAAGAAAACGAUGGUGCAGCGAGCAGUAAGCAACUGGACCUGAAUGGAUUUAGUUGGAACUGAUCAGCCUUGCGAUUCGACAUGCAUGGAGCAUGCAGCAGAAGAAGCGUAUGCAGAAAACAAUUGUGCAGAAAAUUUUGGAUUGUGUGUAUUAUUACAAUAUCAGUUUCUGUCUCUCUCUCUCAGCACAAUUGGCUAUAGAUGAGUAAAUUAUUUAAGAAAAAUGAAAUAAGUUGAAACAACCGCUCCAGCGAAAUUGCAGAUGUGACCAAGCCUGGUCGAAGUUCAAGACGUAGACAAGUAUGAAUAUUUGAUAUCCAUGUAACAUGCAUUUGCUCUUGAAUCGGAAUGACAUCAAUAAAACAAUAAUAUUCAAGAAUUGCCACAAA